AUGAGAGAAAUUGUGCACGUUCAGGCCGGACAAUGCGGAAAUCAAAUUGGAGCCAAGUUUUGGGAGGUGAUCAGCGACGAGCACGGAAUUCAGCCGGAUGGCUCGUACGCCGGCGAUAGCGAUUUGCAAUUGGAGCGCAUCAACGUCUACUAUAACGAGGCGAACGGCGGCAAAUAUGUUCCGCGUGCGGUGCUCGUCGAUCUCGAGCCCGGCACAAUGGAUUCGGUGCGAUCGGGACCGUUCGGACAGCUGUUCCGUCCGGACAACUUCGUGUUCGGCCAAAGCGGAGCGGGCAACAAUUGGGCGAAAGGCCAUUACACCGAGGGCGCCGAGCUCGUCGACAAUGUUCUCGAUGUGAUCCGAAAAGAGGCCGAAGGAUGCGAUUGCCUUCAGGGAUUCCAGUUGACGCACUCGCUUGGCGGCGGAACCGGCUCGGGAAUGGGCACGCUGCUGAUCUCGAAGAUACGCGAAGAGUAUCCGGAUCGCAUCAUGAGCUCGUUCUCGGUGGUCCCUUCGCCGAAAGUGUCCGACACUGUCGUCGAGCCCUACAACGCGACACUAUCGGUUCAUCAACUCGUCGAGAACACCGAUGAGACGUUCUGCAUUGACAAUGAAGCGCUGUACGACAUCUGCUUCAGAACGUUGAAGCUGACGAAUCCGACGUAUGGCGACUUGAAUCAUCUUGUGUCGGUCACCAUGUCGGGUGUCACGACGUGCUUGCGAUUCCCCGGCCAACUCAACGCCGACCUCCGAAAGCUCGCCGUCAACAUGGUGCCGUUCCCUCGCUUGCACUUCUUCAUGCCAGGAUUCGCGCCGCUGUCGGCGAAAGGAGCGCAAGCGUAUCGCGCGCUCACCGUCGCCGAGCUCACCCAGCAAAUGUUCGACGCGAAGAACAUGAUGGCCGCGUGCGAUCCGCGCCACGGUCGCUAUCUCACCGUCGCCGCGAUGUUCCGCGGAAAAAUGUCGAUGAGAGAGGUCGAUGAUCAGAUGAUGUCGGUGCAGAACAAGAACUCGUCGUAUUUCGUCGAAUGGAUACCGAACAAUGUGAAGACGGCGGUGUGCGAUAUUCCGCCGCGCGGCCUCAAAAUGUCGGCGACGUUCAUCGGCAACUCGACGGCGAUUCAGGAGUUGUUCAAGCGCAUCUCCGAGCAAUUCACGGCGAUGUUCCGACGCAAAGCGUUUUUGCAUUGGUACACCGGCGAGGGAAUGGACGAGAUGGAGUUCACCGAGGCCGAGAGCAACAUGAAUGAUUUGGUGUCGGAAUACCAACAAUAUCAGGAAGCCACCGCCGAGGAGGAUGGCGAAUUGGAUGGACAUGAAGCUGACCAGGAAUAA
This is a messenger RNA of Caenorhabditis bovis, 1335 nucleotides long. Lineage: Eukaryota; Metazoa; Nematoda; Chromadorea; Rhabditida; Rhabditidae. The record is from the annotation of a GenBank genome assembly.